AUGCCCAUCUAUCGAAACAUAUUUUCGGCGCUCUUGGCUUUCUUGGCGCUAGCUAAUGCUGCUUCUUCGAGUACAGAAGCAUGUUUGCCAACAAACGAGAGGAAAAAUGGGAUGAAUAUCAACUUUUACGAGUAUGCGUUAGGUGACAACUCCACAUAUACUGAUUCGGCAUAUAUGGCUUACGGAUAUGCCAAUACGAAAAAAUUGGGCUCUGUCAGUGGACAGACGGCUCUUUCGAUUUACUAUAACACUCCUUGUGAUACCUAUAACUCAUGUAAUGAUCCCACCCCUAUUACCGAGAUGGUACGUAAGCGUUACGAUGAAAACUGUCCCACUGAAACCGAACCGGUCUACGCUAGUACAAAACGUGACACAGACGAUUGCGACCGAGAUGCUGCCUAUUGGAGUUCAGAUCUAUUUGGCUUCUAUACUACUCCAACAAACGUGACCAUAGAAAUGACAGGCUACUUCUUACCACCAGAAGAUGGYUCUUACACAUUCRCCUUUCCAAYGGURGAUGAYUCAGCWAUUUUAUCARUYGGGGGUGACACUGCAUUYGGAUGUUGUGCACAAGAGGAACCGCCUGCCACAUCAACYGAUUUCACAGUCGAUGGUGUYGGAAAACAGWWUGRGYAUGUSGAAGGGUCARWAUACAUGUAUGCWGGUUAYUACUAYCCAAUGAAAAUAGUUUUUUCGAAUGCURAUUCUUCAGCYACACUUCCAAUUGGCAUGACAUUSCCAAACGGUASUACUAUUUACGAUAACUAUGAAGGAUACGUCUAUUCUUUUGACAAUAACCUGGCCCAAGCKAAUUGUGAUGUUACGAAUCCCGAAAACAACACAAUUACUGGCAUWCURACAACCACAACGGAACCAUGGACYGGUGYGUAYACAACGACAGACACUMAGACAUCUACUAUCACAGGCCUCAAUAGUUUACCAACGGUUGAAACCAUCAUUGAAGUUAAAACACCAACCGGCGUCAGCUCAUCCAGUGUCCCAUCUACUCAGGUUACAACAGAAUCCAUCACAUCCUCUACUCCGGCCACAACCAUUAGUUCUGCUACCUCAUCCAAUGUAACCAGCUCCGUUGCCACAUCUUCUGGCGUGAGCAGUUCAACUUCUGCCACAUCUUCUGAGGUGAGCAGUUCAACCUCUGCCACAACCUCUGAUGUAACCAGUUCUG
This is a messenger RNA of Saccharomyces eubayanus, 1186 nucleotides long. RefSeq lists its product as uncharacterized. The record is from RefSeq and is a predicted model, not a curated record. Gene Ontology annotation, biological process: flocculation. NCBI's taxonomy places the organism in Eukaryota, Fungi, Ascomycota, Saccharomycetes, Saccharomycetales, Saccharomycetaceae. The transcript has a single exon. The annotation marks the transcript as partial.